AUGACAGAGAGAGAGCAAAUGAGCAUGAAGUAGACACAAGGGGGAAAUCUGGUUACUUUCUGAAAAGUCCCUAUAGUGAAAGCAAGAGGUGCAUCUGGGGACUGGUACUCCCUUUUCAUGAGGCCAUUAGCUUUUAACUUGGCCCUCCCUUCCCAUCUGGGGAGAAAUACUAAAGUAAUGGAGAUCCCUCCUUGCACAGUGGAGAGAUAAUCGAUCUGAACUGCUAGAUUUUUUUUGGAAAUUUACACAUCUUCUCCUUCCCCUUUACACAACCAACCUGCAAGAUGUCUAAGUCGGAGUGCAAUGGAGGACCUUUGGGCUCUCCAGAGGCACCACACCAAUCAGCAGCCACGGCUUUUGUGGAAGCAUCAGGCCAGGCCAUAGCAUGGACGCUUACGAGUGGGGGUUCAGAUACUUUGGGCUCUACUGGCAGCCUUGCUCAGAAGAAGCGUCAGCAGCAGAACAAGCAUAAGACCCAGAGCUCCAACGUGGUGCACCGUUCACCACGAGCCCUCUUCUGUCUACAUUUGAACAAUCCCAUCCGCAGAGCUGCUAUCAGCAUAGUAGAGUGGAAACCUUUUGACAUCCUCAUCCUUAUGACAAUCUUUGCCAAUUGUGUGGCCUUAGGAGUCUAUAUUCCCUUUCCAGAGGAUGAUUCCAAUGUCUCCAACCACAAUUUGGAACAAGUGGAAUAUAUUUUUCUCAUCAUCUUCACAGUGGAAACUUUCCUCAAGAUCCUUGCCUAUGGUCUGGUCAUGCAUCCUAGCGCCUAUAUUCGCAAUGGCUGGAAUCUUCUUGAUUUUGUCAUUGUUGUAGUGGGUCUCUUCAGUGUCAUUCUGGAACAAGUCUCUCACAAGCCUGGGGAGGCCCAUCACAUGAGUGGGAAGCCAGGUGGCUUUGAUGUCAAAGCCCUGCGAGCUUUUCGUGUCCUGCGACCUCUGCGUCUGGUCUCUGGUGUCCCUAGUCUGCAUAUUGUCUUGAAUUCUAUCAUGAAAGCCAUGGUGCCCCUUCUGCACAUAGCACUACUAGUUCUUUUUGUCAUCAUCAUCUAUGCCAUCAUUGGCUUGGAGCUCUUCAUUGGUCGCAUGCAUAAGACCUGCUUCAUCAUUGAUUCAGAUCUGGAGGCUGAGGAAGACCCGUCACCUUGUGCUUUUUCUGGACACGGUCGGGAAUGCACAGUAAACAAUAGCGAAUGUCGUGGCAGGUGGGAUGGACCCAAUGGUGGAAUCACCAAUUUUGACAACUUCUUUUUUGCCAUGCUUACUGUCUUCCAAUGCAUUACCAUGGAAGGUUGGACUGAUGUUCUAUACUGGAUGCAAGAUGCAGUGGGUCAUGAACUACCGUGGGUUUAUUUUGUCAGCCUUGUCAUCUUUGGCUCUUUCUUUGUGCUUAAUCUGGUUUUGGGUGUGUUAAGUGGGGAAUUCUCUAAGGAACGAGAGAAGGCAAAAGCCCGGGGAGACUUCCAAAAGCUACGAGAAAAACAACAGAUGGAGGAAGAUUUGAAGGGCUAUCUGGAUUGGAUCAUGCAAGCAGAAGACAUUGAGCCCGAUGAAGAAAAAGAUGAGACAAGUGAAAAGCAUACUUACGUUACUGUGGCCAACCUGAUGGAAAAGAAGAGGAAGAAGAAAUGGUUCAGGCAUAGAAGUCAUUCCUCCGACAGCCACACCAGUCUUCCUGCCAGCGAAAGUACCUCGGUCAACACGGAGAACGUUGAAGAUGAAGAGCACCUUCAGAGCCACUGCUAUGAUGUGUGUUUACGAAAGCUUUCCAAGACAAAAUUUGGCCGCCAUGUACAGCGUAUCAACCGACUUUUUCGGAAGAAGUGUCGUUUGGCUGUCAAAUCUGUCUCUUUCUACUGGAUGGUCCUGCUCCUUGUGUUUCUGAAUACCCUCACCAUUGCUUCUGAACAUUACAGGCAGCCUUAUUGGCUCACCCAAAUCCAAGCUUAUGCUAACAAAGUACUGUUGUCACUGUUCACCCUGGAGAUGCUGCUGAAGAUGUACAGCCUAGGCCUCCAAGCCUAUUUUGUCAGCUUCUUCAACCGUUUUGACUGUUUUGUGGUAUGCGGUGGGAUUUUGGAGACUGUCCUGGUAGAAUUCGAGAUCAUGCAAGCCCUUGGAAUCUCUGUGCUCCGUUGUGUCCGCCUCCUGCGAAUCUUCAAAAUAACCAGGCAUUGGGCCUCACUGAGCAACCUUGUGGCUUCUUUGCUGAAUUCCAUGAAGUCCAUUGCUUCCUUACUUCUACUGCUGUUCCUCUUCAUUAUCAUCUUCUCCUUGCUAGGCAUGCAACUCUUUGGUGGCAAAUUUAACUUUGAUGAGACUCAGACCAAACGCAGCACCUUUGACACUUUCCCCCAGGCCUUGCUCACUGUCUUCCAGAUACUGACAGGAGAAGAUUGGAAUGCAGUGAUGUAUGAUGGAAUCAUGGCCUACGGUGGCCCCUAUUUUCCCGGCAUGCUGGUCUGCAUCUAUUUCAUUAUUCUCUUUAUUUGCGGCAACUAUAUCUUACUCAAUGUCUUCUUGGCUAUUGCAGUGGACAAUCUUGCUGAUGGGGAUGAUAUUAAUUCCUCCAAAGAAGAGAAACAGGCACCAGCAGAGGGAGAACAGAACAAAGAGGAAGAGAAGAAAACUGUGAAGGUGGGGUCCAAACACACAUGCAUAAGUUUAGGUUCUGAUCCAAGUUCCCUGGAUAAUAGAGUAGAAGGUGGGGAGGAGGAGGAGGAGGAGGAGGAGGAGGAGGAGGUGGCUGUAGAAGAAGGCAAUGAAGGAGCAGGAGAGGAAGAGGUGGCAGAUCAGCAGAGUUUGGCAGAGUCCCACCUAGACAAACUGGAAGACACUCCCAAGGAGAAAGUUGUACCAAUUCCUGAUGGAAGCGCCUUUUUUUGCCUUAGCCAGACAAACCCCCUUCGUGUUGGGUGCCACAAGCUGAUCCACCAUCACAUCUUCACCAAUCUCAUCCUUGUCUUCAUCAUUCUUAGCAGCAUCUCUUUGGCAGCUGAAGAUCCCAUCCGAGCCCACUCCUUCCGCAACAAUAUUUUGGGCUACUUUGACUAUGCCUUCACGUCUAUCUUCACUGUUGAGAUCUUGCUCAAGAUGACUUCAUAUGGUGCCUUCCUGCACAAGGGCUCAUUCUGCCGGAACUGGUUUAAUCUCCUGGAUCUGCUUGUUGUCAGUGUCUCACUCAUCUCCUUUGGCAUCCACUCCAGUGCCAUCUCUGUGGUGAAGAUCUUGCGGGUACUAAGGGUACUCCGUCCUCUCCGAGCCAUCAACCGAGCCAAAGGGCUGAAGCACGUGGUACAAUGUGUGUUUGUAGCAAUCCGCACCAUUGGAAAUAUCAUGAUUGUCACCACCUUGCUGCAGUUCAUGUUUGCUUGCAUUGGCGUUCAGUUAUUCAAGGGCAAAUUCUUUAGCUGCACAGAUGAGGCCAAGCAUACCCCAGUUGAGUGCAAAGGCACAUUCAUUGUGUACAAGGAUGGGGAUGUAGCUCACCCAAUGGUGCGUGAGCGCAUGUGGCUCAACAGCGACUUCAACUUUGACAAUGUGCUGUCAGGCAUGAUGGCUCUCUUCACUGUCUCCACUUUUGAGGGAUGGCCAGCGCUCUUGUACAAAGCUAUUGAUGCCAAUGCAGAAAACCAAGGACCAAUAUACAAUUACCGGGUAGAGAUCUCCAUAUUCUUCAUUGUCUACAUCAUCAUCAUUGCUUUCUUCAUGAUGAAUAUCUUUGUGGGCUUUGUCAUCAUCACUUUCCGGGCCCAAGGAGAGCAGGAAUACAAAAACUGUGAGCUGGACAAGAACCAGCGGCAAUGUGUGGAAUAUGCCUUGAAGGCUCAACCCUUACAACGUUAUAUUCCAAAGAACAAAUAUCAAUACAAAUUCUGGUAUAUGGUCAAUUCCACUUGUUUUGAAUACAUCAUGUUUGUACUGAUCUUGCUGAACACUAUUGCUUUGGCUGUACAGCACUAUGAACAAUCAGAGCCUUUUAAUAACGUGAUGGAUCUGCUCAAUAUGGUGUUCACAGGCCUCUUCACCGUUGAAAUGUUUCUGAAGAUUAUUGCCUUCAAGCCCAAGCACUACUUUGUUGACGCAUGGAAUACCUUUGAUGCUCUGAUUGUGGUUGGGAGUAUCGUAGACAUUGCUGUUACUGAAAUCAACAGCUCAGAGGACAGUUCCCGUAUCUCUAUCACCUUCUUCCGCCUUUUCCGUGUCAUGCGCCUGGUCAAGCUCCUCAGCAAAGGUGAAGGUAUCCGUACCCUCCUCUGGACUUUCAUCAAAUCUUUCCAGGCUUUGCCAUAUGUGGCCCUCCUCAUUGCCAUGAUUUUCUUUAUCUAUGCAGUCAUCGGCAUGCAGACCUUUGGCAAAAUAGCUAUGCAAGAUAGUACAGCCAUCAAUCGCAACAAUAAUUUCCAGACCUUUCCACAAGCUGUGUUGCUGCUUUUCAGGUGUGCCACAGGGGAAGCCUGGCAGGAGAUCAUGCUGGCCAGCUUGCCUGGCAAGCGCUGUGACCCUGAGUCUGAUUUUGAACCUGGGGAGGAAUUCACUUGUGGUAGCAACUUUGCUAUUGUCUAUUUCAUCAGCUUCUUCAUGCUGUGUGCCUUCUUGAUCAUUAACCUCUUUGUUGCUGUCAUCAUGGACAAUUUUGACUAUCUCACUCGGGACUGGUCCAUUCUGGGUCCCCACCACCUCGAUGAGUUCAAGAGGAUCUGGUCGGAAUAUGAUCCAGCUGCCAAAGGUUACAUCAAGCAUCUGGAUGUGGUGACCCUAUUGCGCCGGAUACAGCCACCUCUGGGUUUUGGGAAGCUCUGUCCCCACCGAGUAGCCUGCAAAAGGCUGGUGGCCAUGAACAUGCCAUUGAACUCAGAUGGAACUGUCACUUUCAAUGCCACUCUCUUUGCUCUGGUGCGUACAUCACUAAAGAUCAAGACAGAAGGAGACCUGGAUAUGGCCAAUAGGGAACUCCGUGCUGUCAUCAAAAAGAUCUGGAAACGGACUAAGCCCAAAUUACUGGAUGAGGUGUUACCUGUUGCAGAAGGGGAGGAGAUAACCGUAGGAAAAUUCUAUGCCACAUUCCUGAUCCAAGAUUAUUUCCGUAAAUUCCGUAAGCGGAAAGAAAAGGGACUGCUUGGACCAGAUGGGUCCCCAAGCAACUCCUCCGCCUUGCAGGCUGGACUGAGCUACUUACAAGAUCUAGGGCCUGAGAUCCGCAGAGCAAUAUCUUGUGACCUGGAAAGAAAAGAGGAGGAGGAGGAAGAAGAAGAAGUUGAGGAGAAAAUCAUUGAGGAAGAGACAGCCAUUUACAAGAGUUCUGAGUUAUAUAGUGAAGCCCCUGAGCACCAUGCCGCAGUUGCUGAGACUCCAACAGAACAAGAAGACAAGACUAUGGCCUCUCAGCACCUCUCUAAGACCAGCUCCUCCCAUGUGUUAAAUGGGCUGAAGCCCUAUGAAGAGAACAUUAGUGGCAGUGAUGAGCCUGCUGACUUGCCUGUUGUUUCCAUUCAACGCAGGAUAAACAGGCAACGUUCCAGUUUCCCACCAACAGUAGAAGAAGUAGUUAACCACACUGAUGUUUGUGUAGAGGACACCUCAGCUGAGCAGGGAAACUAUAGCCGGGAGGAAGACUCUGAAAACCUGCCGCCUCAUAACAAGCAGCCUCAUCUGCACAACCCUCAGUCCCACCAGCAUCACUGGCAGAGUGGCUACGCGGGCUCUCUGCCUCUGCUCUCCCAUCCGGUCAACAGCAGACUCGGCAAAGGAGUACUGGACGGCAGGCAGAUCAAGCGCCGGCGCCUCUUGCCUGCCACUCCCGCAGGCCACAAACCAGCCUUCAACAUCCAGUGCCUGCAGCGUCAAGACAGCUGCGAUGACAUCCCCAUCCCAGGCACCUACCACCAAAAGGCACCACUGGGCCGAACACAUGCGCAGUCCCAUCAGGGCUAUGGCAAGUAUAGCUCAUGGCACAGUGGCAGCCGCACUUCAACAUCUUCCUCGCAAUCUUGGGCCACGCCUCCAAAACGGGGCCGGCUGCUCUAUGCUCCGCUCAUCCUAGUGGAGGAGGAGAGGGUGCCAGGAUACAGCUGGGAAAAGAAUAGCAGCAGCCUUCCACCCAUGUCGCAGGCCCACUGGUACAGGAAUGAAGCCGAGCUGACCUGCCACACCUAUGGAAGCCUCAAGGUUCCAAGCCCACUCCGGCACAGCUCCGGUGGAAGAUCUGGCAGCGCGGACAGUCUGGUGGAGGCGGUGCUCAUCUCCGAAGGCCUAGGCAUGUAUGCACAGGACCCAAAUUUUGUGGCCUUUACCAAGCGGGAGAUUGCUGAUGCCUGCCACAUGACUCUGGAUGAAAUGGAAAGUGCUGCCACGGACUUGUUGAGUCGCAAGUCUGCUGGUGGUGAUAGUAGCAACCGAGGUGGUGGAAGCCACCUUCUGUAUAGCAGUGAUGGGGAACAUAGCGGAGCUGAGAGUCUAGGCCUUGUUUAUAGUGAUGAAGAAAGCUUCCGUUCCCAUGAGGAAGAGGACUUGGCUGAUGAGAUGAUCUGCAUCACCACUUAUUGACCAAGAAAUGCCCUCCCAGCAGGGCAAAAAGAGUCAGUGGCUGCAGAACUGUUCAAAACAUUGCUAUGAUGGUUGUGGUUAUUUAAAAAACAACAGCAUUCAGGGUUAAGAAACCAAACACUGUCCUCACAUUGAUUGUAGCAGAAACAAUUAUUAGAACAAUUAAUAAGCUUUCCUGAUUUAGGGAACCUGCUCUUUAUCUUCCAGACUUUGGCUCUUCCAAAAACGGUACAGAAAACAGCAGCCUUGUACCUUUUCUUCUAAGGAAGGGUUCUGGAGUUGAACUGGAAUUCCCACACAAUUAGUUCUGGUUUUUUUUUAUCAAAAACAAUAGAUAUUGUUUAAAAGAUCUAGGAUGGGAAGCUAUUUUGCCAGAUCAUAUUAAAAAGAGAGAGAAAAGGUAAUUAUUCUCCAACAUCUUUUCCCUGAUGUUCACUAAUUACAACCAGUUCUUUUAUAGUUGCUUUUACAACAUGGUCCCUUCCAGAUACUUUGGAUUUCAGCUUUUAUACUGUAUUCUCCCAGCUUCCCAUGAUGAGGUCAACAUCCCACAAAUGAUCUUGGUGUCCUGAACUUUAUGUAAUAAAGAAUCCAGAACAAC
This is a messenger RNA of Pantherophis guttatus, 7146 nucleotides long. NCBI's taxonomy places the organism in Eukaryota, Metazoa, Chordata, Lepidosauria, Squamata, Colubridae. The record is from RefSeq and is a predicted model, not a curated record.